Molecule: messenger RNA, 2626 nt
Organism: Linum trigynum
Lineage: Eukaryota; Viridiplantae; Streptophyta; Magnoliopsida; Malpighiales; Linaceae
Source: the annotation of a GenBank genome assembly
CGCAAUUUCCAAACGACCCCGUAGUGUUUUAUGAAAAGAUACUGCAUUUCCACUGUCCUGAUGACACGUCCAUUCCUUCUACAUCAUCACUUACUCCAACUCCAUCAAGUUCAGUAACUCUUAUCCACCACAUAUAUAUGCGCCUCUCUACCUUUAUUUUCCUCUCCCUUCUCUCUUGCUUUAAGCCUUUAACCCUUGAGAUUUCUAAGGACGCUGCCGGCACCUGUUGGUGACCGGCGGCAGCCCAUCAUUCUUUCAUGUUUUUUCCCGUUUCUUUCUUUCCUUUUCCAGUUUCAUGUUUUGUUUUUUCAUCUCUUUGUUGUUGUAUUUCCAGCCAUCGAUUGGCUCUGUUUUUCCCCUUUAUGGGUCUCCUUCUUCUCCUUAAUUGGAUUGAGAUUUUGUCCUCUGAUCUGAUAUAUCAGAUCUGGAGAUGUUGCUGAUCUUAGAUGCAAAGGAGGCCGGAUCUCUUAGAUUUUGGCUUGUCUUCUCCUCCUCUCGCUUUUUGUCUACCUCCUUGUUUCACCUUGCAGAUCUUGAUGGUCCGGAGAUGUGGCUCUCAGCUUUGGACUCGGAGUGAAGUUUUUGAAGACAGAAGGUCACCACCAUGGUCUGUCACCGGCCGCCCUUUCGACCAGAAGUUGCUCGCUUUGAUUUGUCGGUGUGGAGCUGCUGGAGUUUGGUCCGGCGAGGAGUUGGUUGGAACUUUGCAUGUUGUUCUCGUUGUCCUCAGUUGGGGGUGGUUGGCUCCGGCUUUCCUUUCUUCGUGCUUGGCCGUCGUUCCAUGAUGUCGGGUGGUGGGAGGAGGGUUUGCUAGGGGCUGCCAGCUGCGGUGAUGGUUCCAUGGGCAAACAUUAGGCAGCUAGGGUUUGUUUUCAGGACUAGGUUUGGGCUUUGAUUGGGCCCUAUUGGGUCUCCAAUCUGUUGUUGGGUCUUUGGGUUUGGGUCUUGAUCAUUGGGGUUUGGGUGUCUAAUGUUUGUAUAAUGUGUACUUUUUUCAUUGUGCUUGUCCCAUUUGCAAUCUAAAUGAAACUUUAAAAAAAAAAAAGUUCACUGACUCCACAAAAAUCCUUUUUUUCACUUUAGUUUUCAGAGACAUUCAUCAAUGAUGACUAAUUUGAGUCUGCGAAAAUGCCGAGGUACUACUUGGGUUGUGAGCUUGAGAUCGACUGAUUCAUUCACUGCGGACUACAACCCUUGGCGUCGAGAUCCAAGGCUAAUGGGUAGGGAUGGCAAAUUACCCACCCAUGGGUAAUUAUACCCAAACCCAAGUAGACCCAUUGAUAAUGGGUUGGGUAUGGGUGAAGUGCAUAUGGAUUUGGGGGGUUAUAGAUGGGUUUGGGUAAGGUAUGAAUAUUGCUUCCAUAAUCUAAAUGGGUAUGGGUUGGAUAUGAAUAUCCAUUUAUUUGAUGGUGUUUUAACUACACAUGCAAAAAUUGGAUCUAUUUGUAAAACUUGAAAAGUAUAGGUACCAAAAUGUAAGAUCAAAAAAUUUAGGUACCAAAACAUAAUUUUUCAUCGAUAUUUUGAGGACUUAUAUGCAAAAAAAUUAAAUUUAGGUACUAAAUAUGCAUAUCUAUUAAGUUUGGGUACCAAACUGUAAUUUGUAUUUGGGCAUGGGUACAAAUCCAUUUGAUAUAAACCCAACUCAACCCAAAGUAAAUGAGUAUGGGUACAAACCCAUCAAACUCUACCUAUAUCCAUCUAUUUGGAUUUCAUAUUCAACCCAAUUAGGUAUGGGUAAAGUUGCCAUCCCUACUAAUGGGCCUUCGUAAAUACAUCAAUUAAUGCCAUGAACUGCAAUAUAAUAAGAGCCUUUUUUUUAUGUGGACUGGGCCAGUAUAGCUUUGGUAAAUCAGCCAGCCCAUUUCUGAGAUCUACUUUCCUCUGGAUUGCAUAGCUGGUCCAGGCCUCUCAUAAAAGUCCAACUUUUUCCUGGGUACAAAAUUGCAAGCGGAAUUCCAUUCUAGUGUCAUAGAUCGAUUACUAGAAGGAAGAUUUAGAGAAGUACCGAUCAAAACAAAAAAAAAAACAAAAAACGAAAUUAAUUGAGAGGGACUCAGAGUUAGGUGUGUCGUGUGUGCAACGAUUUGGUUCAAUUGAGAGAAUCACGGUUCAACAGCAAAAUAAGAUUUUAGAGUUAAGGAUCGGAUCAAUAGUGCAUUAGGUCCUUUUUGGUUUAGUCUAAAAUGUCAAUGACUCAAUUCGAUCUAUUUUUUUUCUAUAUUUAUAAAGUUCAUGGAACCAAUAACUAAAUCCUAUUAUUUUCAGUUCGGUCUGGUCUGGUUCAAACAUCAAUUUUGCCCAAUACGAUCCAACAAUAUGAUUUCAACACUCUUGCUAUACCAGCAAAUUAGAUAGCUCUAGCCAACCAAAUUCAAUCUUACUGGAUAAAAAAAAACGCGGCAUUUUUACAUUUUUGAAGAGUUACUUUAAUCGUUGGAUUUGAAAAUGAGAGGUUCCAAUUUUGAAUUCAUUGUUUGUUUAGUUAAUUUUUUUUAUCAUGAAUUUUAAGCUUUUUGCACAGUGAUUUUAAAUUCAUUGUUUGUUUAGUUAAUUUUUUUAUCAUGAAUUUUAAGCUUUUUGCACAGUGAUUUUACAGAUAUGAUAAUCAAAUCUCACAUUUUGA